AUGUCUCAAUUAGCGCUAACAAUCGAGACCGAUGACUUGAUUUCGAAAGCUGAUAAUGAUAUCAUUACCCGAGAAAAUUUGGCUGAUGUGGUGCCGGAUGAUUCUGAAACCAGCAUUCCCUACAGGUUUUAUCAUAUCAUAGAUAUGGCGCAAAUCAUCUUGAGAAUUGCCGUUUGGAUUCGGUCACUCUCGAAAGCCACCCAGGUUGACACAAUUGACCUGUGGAAAUCGUUGAGCUACUAUCCUGUUGCGGAAAAUCUACGGAAAGGCAUGAAUUCACUAGAUGAUCAAGGGAACAUUCAAGGACCAAAUUUCAAUCUUGACAGGGCGGAAUUUUUACUAUGGUUAUGUUGUCUAGUCAUUAGUCGCAAUCAAGAUUUGGUCGAUGAAGCUUACAAGAAGGUUGUCCAGCUUAAAGAUUUUUCUAGGUCGGAUGUUCAACCGAUCAUUGAUCUGCUUACAAGAAGUGAAGACUCAAUUCACAAACAGGCCGCAUACCUCGGCCUCAGAUUUUUACCUUUGACUGAAUGUAAUAGCGUGGGUGGACCAUAUGGAGGAAUUUUUUGGAGCGACAAUCACAACUUUAUCGUCUUGGCUUUUAAGGGGACCGAUACAUUAAGCUUUACGGAAUGGUUGACGGACGCGAACCUGGAACGAAUGGAUGCGCGAUCUUUCCUGUUUGGUGAAGUUCACGAGGGAUUCUACACUUCACUUUUUCCCGACAAUUCUUACGACUAUUCAAGAUUAAAAAAACAAUGCCCGGCUGCAAGAUUGUCCAACGCCAUAAGCAUGAAAGCUGCGGCGUUGGCCACCCUGAUGCAUACCAGGAUCUUUGCUGCACCUGAAUCGGUCGGUGAACACGUCAACCAUCGUGAUGCAAUUGUAUUUGGUUGUCCCUUCGUUGGUGACUCUGAUUUUGCGGCCGGCUAUCGACAUUUGGAAAAUCAACCGAAAAAUACAAACAAGAAUUUGUGGAGGGUUAUAGACGACAACGAUCUGGUUCCAAGGGCUUUUCUUGGAUUUCAUGUCGCAAGUUUAGGUCAUUACCUCAGCAAAUAUGAUCUCUUCAAUUAUGUAGGAAUUGGUGAUGAUGUGAGAUUCUAUCAGGAUGGUAGCAAGCCUUCGUCGGAGAGAAUCCUCUAUGGACCCGAUCCAACAGCACUCGUUUUUCGAAACCAAGAUUUUGAUUCACCCGGGCUGUGGCCAUUCUUUGGGCUCUCGGAAUUCGGUGAUCAAACAUCUUUGGAACGCACGGCAAAGUAUUUUGAAGUCAUGGAGAAGUCUAGAAAGUAUUGGGAUGCGAAGGAUAGCAUUGAAUUCGCCAUACGUGCGAAAAGGCGUGAUUAG
Acaulospora colombiana is the source of this 1347-nucleotide messenger RNA. Lineage: Eukaryota; Fungi; Glomeromycota; Glomeromycetes; Diversisporales; Acaulosporaceae. The record is from the annotation of a GenBank genome assembly.